Molecule: messenger RNA, 3675 nt
Organism: Seriola aureovittata
Lineage: Eukaryota; Metazoa; Chordata; Actinopteri; Carangiformes; Carangidae
Gene: frzb
Product: frizzled related protein
Exons: 8
Coding region: 190-1137 (315 amino acids)
Biological process (GO): non-canonical Wnt signaling pathway; canonical Wnt signaling pathway
Cellular component (GO): cytoplasm
Molecular function (GO): Wnt-protein binding
Source: RefSeq, a predicted model, not a curated record
AGGAGGUGAAAGUCUGAAUAAGAAAGCGGCUCCUCCCGCUUCCUCGAGCUGCCUGCAGACCGGACAGCAGCGGCGGCAACAGCAGGAAAAUCACGUCCCUGCUCUGGAUUUAACUCAGUGUGAAUGACCGAGACUUCACCGUGACUUCAGCUGCACCGAUCCGAGCCGAACCGAACCGAACCGACAGACAUGCUCUCCCCGGGACUCUCCGUGUCUCUGCUGGCCGUGUCCUGCGCGCUGUGGCCGGCUGCGGUCCGGGCGGCGUCCUGCGAGCCGGUGCGGAUCCCGCUGUGCCGGUCCAUGCCGUGGAACAUGACCAAGAUGCCGAACCACCUCCACCACAGCACGCAGGACAACGCGGUGCUGGCCAUCGAGCAGUUUGAAGGGCUGCUGGGUACUGGCUGCAGUCCGGAUUUGCUCUUCUUCCUGUGUGCCAUGUACGCCCCCAUCUGCACCAUCGACUUCCAGCACGAGCCCAUCAAACCCUGCAAGGCGGUGUGCGAGCGGGCGAAGUACGGCUGCGAGCCGGUGAUGAAGCGCUACAACCACAGCUGGCCCGACAGCCUGGCCUGCAGCGAGCUGCCGCUGUACGACCGCGGCGUCUGCAUCUCGCCUGAGGCCAUCGUCAAGGCAGAGGGACCAGAUCCGUACUACCAGGACCCAGCCAGGUGUAAUCCAGAAUCCAGUCCAGACUUCCCAAUGGAUUCCAACAACUUCCACUGCAGAGGACCCAACGGAGAUCGCUGUAAAUGUAAGCCGGUCCGAAUGGUUUUGAAAACCUACGAGAGGAACAACUACAACUACGUGAUCAGGGCGAGGGUGCGGGAGGUGAGGAAUCGCGGCCUGGAGCCCACGGCGGUGGUGGACGUGAAGGAGGUGCUCAAGUCUUCCCUCGUCAACAUUCCCAAGGAGACGCAGACGCUCUACUACUCGUCCUCCUGCCUGUGUCCUCCUCUGACUCCGGGGGAUGAGUACCUCAUCAUGGGCUACGAGAACGAGGAGACGUCCCGGUUGCUUCUGAUUGACGGCUCCAUUGCUCAGAGGUGGAAGGACAAAAUGGGCAGGAAGGUCAAGAGAUGGGAUAAGAUCCUGCAGGGGAAAGCCCAAGGGAGUCAGCGCAGCCGGACUGGCCACUGAGAUCUGACUGUGUGUGUGUGUGUGUGUGUGUGUGUGUGUGUGUGUUGUGUGUGUGUGUGUGUGUGUGUGUGUGUGCGCGCACGUGUGUGUGUGUGCAUGUGUGUGUGUGUGUGUGUGUGUGUAGAUAUUGCACUAUCACAGGCUGUUGUAGCUGAAUGUAGUUCAUCUCUUCAUCUGUCAGACUGCUGGAGUCUGAUUUUUGUCAUUUAUUUUCUUUGCACAAACAUUAUUUAGUGUGCGUUUAGAGUGUGUGUUUGUCAGUGUGUGUGUGUGUGUGUUUGUGAAUGUGUGUGUGCGUGUGUGUGUACACCUAAAGCACUCAAUAAAGACGUAUGUUUGUAAGCUGUAGUACUAAACCUACGCACAGCCCUACAGUCUGUACAUGACACUUUUUUGGAACAAAUUUCUCCACAGCUCCUCUCCAUGGUCACAGUCUUUAAUAAUAAUCCUGGAUGUUGGCCAUGUCACCAUGGCGAUGGGAUGGAGGACAUUUAAAUGAUGAGAAAGCCAUUUGGACUUCGACAUUUGGACUAUGAUCGGUCUGUAGCCACGACCGGAACUUUACUGAACUCUGCAGAAAGGAAGGAAAGAAGAUUAUUCACGCUGUGUUCAGGCAGCAGCAGAGAGUUCACUGGAUUACUGGACGGGCCAGAGCGUCUGUUUGAAGAGACUGUUAACAUUUCUCAAUCAUAGAGCUACAAAGAGACACAUAAAGACGAUAAAGAGACACAAAAAAUACUAUACAUACUACAAUACUACUACAAAGAGACUCAAAAGUACAUUAAAGACACACAAAAUGACUGCAAAGAUGCAUUAAAUGACCACAAAAAGGCACCAAACAGCCACAUAGACUCACAAACCGACUACAAACCAUAAAGAAAUGACUACCAAGAUACACAAAACUACCACGAAGACUCAUAAAAUGAUCACAAACAGCCAAAAAUCACAUUAAAAUAAAAUAAUAAAUAAAUAAAACUACCACAGAAAAACAGCAGCAGCUCAUCUGGUCUCAAUAGGUGACGACAACAGGAAACAACAAACUGUUUGUCUUUAUUUCUUGUUUAGGUAAAUGUGAACGAGAGGAGUUUGGAGUGUGACCCUGGAAUAAUGAUCAGUGUUUGACCAUGAUCAGUUAUUGCUUUGAUUCAUGUUAAAAGAGGUGGAAUAUGAUCAAUAACAAAAAUUUACAUUUUAAGGCCUUUUAAUAUUUUUAUAACUAUAAUUUAAAUUUAGUUUUUUUUUAUGCAUAACUUAAAAUGACACACUCCAGACUCCAGAUUACUGUAUUAUGUGAACUGAUCACUUUUAGAGCUGCAACCAUUAAUUGAUUAGAGAAUCGAGAGUAAAAUAAUUGUCAACUGUUUUUGUUAAUCGAUUGAUCGUUUCUUUACAUUUCGGUUGACGAAAACAAACGAUCUGAUGAAUAUCACCUCUGGCUUCAGAAAAGUGUUCAGACACGUCUGUGACAGUUCAGUGAUUAAUCAAUAACUAUCGAUCAGGUUAAUUGAUAAAGGAAAUAAUCAGUAGUUGCAGCUCUGCUCACUUCAAUCAGCGUUAAUCUUUUUUUUUUUUUUACUUUUUGACUUUGACUGUCAUGUGACGUACAGAUGAUCCGCAGGGAAGUGGAAUUUAAAACCCGCUACUUGUUGAUUGAUGUGAUGUAUUUCCUAUUUCCUGUUCCUGUAUUUAUGAACAUUCGCUCUGUUUCCCAUUCGCUUCUGUUGAAACCUGCAACACAGGCGACUUCAGGCCUGUGUUUCCACCUCUGGGCGUGAUCACAGAGGUCAGAGGUCACCUUCGUUCAUCUUUGAUUGUGCAGAUUUGGACAAGUCCGACAGCAGAAAUAGGACAUGAUUAAGUUAUUUACUCCACCGUCUUCACCACGACACUAGACCACAAACUGUAGCGUCACUCUGAUCAGUAUGUCUUGAUGAGCGGAGGACGAAUGUGACUGUACCUGAACACGAGGGGAAGUCUGGUUCUGUGUUUUGUUGGUGAAGGUGAAGACCAGCUGGUUUCUGAGACGCUCUGGCGUCCCCGUGAACCUGAGUCAUCACAUCACAUGGCAGCCAGCUGGUCUUCAGCCUCACGAACGCUCCGGGAACCGUCCAUUAAACUCUGCCGUCAGGAUCAACAUUCAUAUUGCAGACAGGAAAGUUAUUUAAAGGCCUUUUUCACAGCUGACGUGUCGUCAUUGUGUCACUGAGCGUGCACAGUACCGGGACCCUGAGACUGAAGCAGCUAAAUUGAAUCCAGGCAUCAUUUGUUUUAUUGUUUACACCUGUGGUUUACCUACAUGUGACACGUCAACAAAGACUUAAGGUCCUUCCUCCUCGGACGAGCUGCAGACUGAGUCCCUGCUGUCUGAACACAGCCUCUGAUUAACAGUACUCUCAUUAUCGCACCGUAUCUCUGUUCAUGUAAACACACUAACACUCAAUACUACACUACUUUUACCAGUAAACUAUACUAACACUCUGAUAUUGUGAACUCUGGACUUCACAGCAGUUUGAACCAUUAAACAUGAAUUUUAGAAAA